Messenger RNA from Quercus robur (English oak), 5224 nucleotides. RefSeq lists its product as uncharacterized. The transcript is spliced from 4 exons. The coding region runs from base 267 to 1505 and encodes 412 amino acids. NCBI's taxonomy places the organism in Eukaryota, Viridiplantae, Streptophyta, Magnoliopsida, Fagales, Fagaceae. The record is from RefSeq and is a predicted model, not a curated record.
CUUGUGUAUCAUUCCUUCCAUAAUCAGAGUAUCCCAGACUUUCAUAAAUCGUAACCGCUCUCUGCUCUUUCUUCACACACACACACACUCACACACUCACAGAAAUCUCUAAUCACUAUUCUCACUCACUCUGCAAGUCCUUUCUGAUUCCAAUACGCUGUCGUUUUCGUUUUCGUUUUCGUUUUCGCUUUUGUUUUCAAACUCUCUCUCUCUCUGUGUUUUUUUUGUUUUUUAAAGCUCACCGAAAAAAAAAAAAAACUCGAAACAUGGUACUCCGAAACUCGGUGUCCGAAACCGAAACGCCACCGGUUCGAGCCCCACAGACGCCGCAGCCGCAGCCGCGGCCGCCGCAUGCGGCUUUUUCGGGUUUCGGUGCUGCUCCGAAGCCUCAGCCGAGCUUUAAUUGGCUUUUGAGUCCUUCCAACACCGCCAUCAAUAGUUACCAAAACCUUCAGAGCCACUACAACAGUUUCGGCUUCAAAAUCGCCGAGCCGAGUCACGACUCGUCGUCUCGUUUCGGCGGCGCUUCUUCGUAUCUCCCGCCGAAUUACUCUCCUUUAGUCAACAACAGUCGCGAUCAACACCACCGCCACCACCGGGGACUCGCUACUGAGUCGACUCACGAGUCGGAGUCCGAGUCGUCCUCGCACCUUGGGGCGAAUUAUACGACUUUGGUCGAUUACAGUCGUCACCUCAAACUCGCUGAGUCGACUCAGUACCGGGUUGGUAAACUCGGCGAGUCGUUUCCGGAGGGUGCCGAAUCGGAGAAUCGGAACCGGAAUGUCGUGGUUGACAAGGCGGCGAAGAAGAAACCGGUUCGCGCUGUCUUUGAGUCGAAGGCGGCGAUUUCUGGCCCGGUUAUCGAUCUCUCUGAGUCUCCUCCGAAGCGAAAUUCGGAAAAUCUCGGAAGCGCGAUCCAGAAAUCGGCGGAUUCCGAUACGAAAGCGAAAUCGAAGCUUCUGAUUCGUAUCAAAACCAAGAGCAAGUCCAAUGCCGAAGCUGAUACCGAAGAUCACAAUCGCCGCGACGAUCCUGAUCACGCUGCUGACACCGAAGAGCCACCGGAUCAAACCUCAGCCGCCGGAACCGGCGCUUCCACCUGCGUCAGCGGCGUCGAAGUAGAAGUCGAAGAGCCGCCACAAAAGACGUGGAAUCUCCGGCCGAGAAAACCGGCUACUAAGAAUCCACCUCCGGAGGCGGCGGCGACGGCGGCGCAGCAUGUGACCAGGAAAACCCAGCCACCGAAUCGCGCUGAGUCGACUCGGUCCCAAACCGCUGCGGAAAAGAAAUCUUCGGAGAAGAAGGAGAAAAAACCAAACUUUUCGAUCGCGCUUUCGAAAGAAGACAUCGAGAAAGACUUUUUGCUCUUCACUGGGUCCAAGCCAGCCCGGAGGCCCAAGAAGCGAUCUAAGAUCGUUCAGAAACAGCUCGACAAUGUUUUUCCGGGAUUGUGGUUAUCUUCGGUUACUCCAGAGUCAUACCGGGUCACUGAUUCAAAGGGUUAGAUGGGGAAUUGGUGUUUCUUUGAAUGGUUGUUGGAAUUUUGAAGGUUUUGUGAAUGCUGAUCCUUUUUGACAUUGGAAGGUAUAACAAAACAUAUACACCAACAAACCUUUGAAGAUGAAUGGAUGACUACAGUGUUUUCUUUUUUAGCUUUUUCGCGCCCUUGGGAAGAAACACAGUUUAGUAGGACACAGAUGUCUUAGCAAAAGAAAAGUAGACGCAGAUGUCUUUAGCAAAACACAGUUGUACAUAUCAAGUUAAGAUUAUGAGAUUAUCGGUUAUAAGACUUUAUUAAUAAUAUGAAUGUUUACAUGUUGUUUAUUAUUCUGUUGGAAUGAGGGUGCUUUUAGAGAGCUUCUUUGCAUGGUAGAUUACUAGAGCUUCUUGUUUGUCAAUUUGAGCAAUACAGAAUUCGUUUUCUGGAACUCAGAUGUUUGAGAUAUGUUUUUUAUUUUAUAGGUAAUAAGACUUUUAUUGAAUGAAAUGAACAUUGUGUUUAUGAUGAUGAACACUCUGAACAUGAGACAAAUACAAAAAGCUUAAGAGCUAAAGCUAACAGAUUGUAAGAUGUUUGAGAUACGUACUCAUAAUUAUAUGCAUAGCAUCUCAACAUUCUUUAUUUCUUUCUGAAUUUGCCCUUGUUUGAGGAGAACAGAUUUGUUUGGUGGCUAAUGAUCACUUUUGUAAGAAAAGUCAUGCAUUCACCAAUGAAUUACGUAGUUUUUUCAUGCUUUAUUUCCUACUAUAUGAAUUCAUGCAAGAAAUUGGAGAAAGAAAUGCAGAGCGAAUAAUGACAGAUGCAUGCAAAGUCAACUUGAGAAAAGUUGUUAGGAGGGAAAUACCAUUUGCAAUUAAUCAUUCAACUGCUUGUCUUCAUUUUUGUUUUGUUUUGUUUUGUUUUUUACAAUAUCGUUAAUUAAACUAGGGUUAUGUGGUUAUCGGAGAACUGGUUUGGUUUGUCAUGAUUGGAUAAUGAAGAUGUAUAAUGGUAGUCUACUAGUCUUGGAGAAUGUCUGCUUAUUUCUAAAUAUAUCAUUUCACUGCUUGGGAGUUAAUAGAACAAUUAAUUUUUUUUUGCUAGGUAUUGUGUUUAUGUAAUUAUUAAAGUAAGUGCUUUCAGAUUAAACUGUUUUUCCAUUUAUGAUUUCAAUUGAAGAAUGUGUGUUGCACGCGCGGUAAAGUAAGAUGUUGUGUGGGUGCACGCGCUCACCUUGCAAAUUAGGAGUUCCAGAGUUUCAGAUUAAACUCUUUUUCCAUUUAUGAUUUCAAAUGAAGAAUGUGUGCUGCACGUGCGCAAAACUAAAAACAGCAUGUGUGUGCACGCGCACUUUGCAAAUUAGGAGUUCCAGAGUUUCUGGAACAUAUAAGAAUAUGUAUUUAACAAAAUCCUUUUAUCACACUUGCCCUUUUUAGUCAGUUCAUGGCGAAUUUCUCACCUGUAUUUUCUAAUGAAUGUGCUCAGCUUGCUCGUUGGGCUCUCAAUGCAUUUUUCAAUGCUUCCUUUCUUCUAGCUUCAUGCCCACCAUAGUUGAUGUGCUUGUGGUUGCAGAAGCUCCAAUCUUGUUUAUGACAGUUAUUUUUUUUCGAUUCUUUUGUUCUUGCUUUGUUUUCUUUGUUGUUAAUGAAUCUUUUCCCUGGGAAAAAAAGAGGAGUUAUUCAGUAUUGUUUUUAGUAGUAAAGUUUUCUUGGUUAAUCAUUAAACUAGGAUGGUAGCUUUGCUCUUAGUCUCACAUAUGUAAUUAAUCAUCUUGUUUUAGCUUUAGGUUUGAAUUUGAGGAGUUACGGUAUUAUUGGUUCUAUGCUCUUAAGGUCAUAUUAGCCAUUUGAUCAGCCGGUUGUAAAACCAGUAACUUACACCACUCAUCCUACCCAAUAUAUUUGCUUCUAUCAGCGUCCCUUUGUUACAAUCAGCAGUGGCAAAUGGAAAUAAUAUUUUCAUUGAUAAUUUAAACAAAAAAGCAGUAACUGGAAAUGUAUUGGUGCCUUAAGGUGUUGCAAUUGUAGUUUCAGCUGGAAUCUACCUUACUACAGUAGCAAUUUGACAUACACAAUGAUGAAGAUUUAUUUAUUUGUUGUCUGAGCUUGCUGCCAGGAUAUGUGUCUUUGGCAUUCAUUUUGCUAUCUAUUUGCUUUUCUGACAGUGUAUCCAAUUGCGUACAGGAUGCACUGCUAAUUAGAUCUGGUGCAUCCUCAAUCAAUUAUAGUCGUUGUCAUUGCAAUUCUUAGCUAGUGUAUAGUUAAACGCUGAAAUUAGUUGAAUGUUCAGAAUUUCUGUGUUUGGAGAUACAUUAGUUGAAAUUUCUAUAUUUAGAGUACCUUUAGUAUUAUGGCUGGUAAAUCUGUUGCCUGGGUGAAACAUACACUUAAGAUGAAGAAAUCAGAAAGAGUAGUUGUUAAGAGACUAAGAAUUGGAAAUAGUAGAACUGAAAAGAUCAAUUCUUAGCAUUCCAUUUGGAAUAACUAAAUCAUUUGCAGUGUUUCAGGCAUAUUGCAUUUAUGUUUAACAUUCCUUUUGGACUGCUUCAGGUCCAAACACAACUUGUAUUGGAACAAUCAUUUUCCGUGUAUUUUCGGGUAUAUUAUUAUCAGUGUUUAAUAUUCUAUUUACACUAGAUGGCUCAAAUGCAGCUUUUAUGAGACCAUAGAAAUAUCUCAAUGUGGUUAUUGAUGUGCCAUACAGACAAGUAGAGAAGCAGCUGCCACAUAAGAGUGGAGCUCUGAAUUUGACUAUUGAUGUGCUAUACAGAGAAGUAGAGAAGCAACUGCCACAUAAGCAUGGAGCUAUUCUGAGCUCAAGGGGUGUUGCAAACCGGUGAAAGGCAGCUUUCUGGAAACCAGAAGCAUCAUGUGGAUCAGAUAACGACGACACUGUGGCGCUUGCUGUGCACCUUGUAGAAGUGAAUGGUAAUAAUGAAUUUCUUGACAUAGUAAUUUGGCAUUUUGGGUUAAGCAGAAAUUACUUGACAUAUAGUAAUUUCUUUUUAACCCAAAAGAAGAAAUUACUUGACAUAUAAUUGGUUAAAUUUGGACUUAUCAAAUAAAGGAAAUUACUUGACAUAUUUGGUAGUGUGGAACUAAUUUGUGUUGUUGGAUUAAAUGGUCCUUAGUUGCCAGUUGCAAAUUUACAGAUAUGGACCAUAUGGUCUACCUAUAACCAUGAUGAUAUUUGUAUUUAUUUUAUAGAACUGUUUAUAUCAUGAUAAAUGUUAUAGAAAUUGUCAUCUAUUUACUCUCCCUUUGAUGGUAAUACAAAAUCUAGUAAGAAUUGAACGAAAUAGUCUCUUGUAAAAGGAAUGCUUGGUAAUUAUGGCUUGUUUGUUGGACUAACCUUUGGAGAGCGAUGCACAAGCAGAAAAGUAAGCAACAGUGCGGCGAUUUUAUUUCUUCUCUUAUUCUACUUUGCUUGAUUCUGCCCUCAAAUUGCAUUGACAAUGAGCCUAUUUCUUUAGGAGUACAACUGCCCAAAUUAAAAUUCUUACUUUUUAAUUGUUUAUGCCCCAUUACAGUUUAAGGAAACAUAUUUAUUCCGUAACUGACAGUCAAGAUACUAAAAUAGCAGAUUCUGGCAUUUGAUGCUCAAGUCUUCUGUCAAGUUUGCCCACUGCUUGGAUUAGAGGGAGAGAGCUACAGAAGGUCAAUUUUUGGAGGGGCUCUGGUGUUUGAGAAACAAGAAUGGCUUAGAUUCCUAUCAAAAAAAGAAAAAAGAAAAAAGAAAAAGGAA